Messenger RNA from Cryptococcus wingfieldii CBS 7118, 1017 nucleotides. RefSeq lists its product as hypothetical. Bases 1 to 1017 code for a protein of 338 amino acids. The record is from RefSeq and is a predicted model, not a curated record. Lineage: Eukaryota; Fungi; Basidiomycota; Tremellomycetes; Tremellales; Cryptococcaceae. The transcript is spliced from 3 exons. Gene Ontology annotation, molecular function: iron-sulfur cluster binding.
AUGGCCUCUCCCUUACUGGCCACGGCCUCGGCACACUUGAAAUCCAAGGGAAUCGGAGUGAACGUAGUGUAUGAUCAGUCACUACCUGUUCCCGAAAGCGGUAUGCUAGGUAUGGGUGAGGAAAAAUACCAAGCCAGACUUCACUGGGCAGAUGGGCGCAUACGCGUUUGGGGUAGAUUUUCUAUGGCUACUCUUUCAUCGGCAGAUCUCGAGAAAGAGCUGGCCUAUACGCCUUCCAUCGCGGCGGAGGGCUGGCCACUGCUGGCGACUUCUGCCAAGAGACGGCCCAAAGAGAUCCUGAUAUGCACUCAUGGCGCGAGGGACUGCAGAUGCCAUGAUAAGGGCAUGCCGUUGUUGGAAGCCCUUAGAGAGGAGGUGAGAAAGAAGGGGUUGGAGAACGAGGUCAAGAUCGGAGAGGUUGCACAUGUGGGAGGCCACAAAUACGCUGCCAACGCCAUUCUUCUGCCCACUAUGGACAUGCUCUCCAAUUUGACAGCAAAAGACGCCCCUCAAGUACUGUCUCAACUCUUGACUCUUACUGCCAAUGCUCUGUCGCCAGACAAGGGAAACGGUACACAUUUGUGGUCACAUUGGAGAGGCAGAUAUGGCCUCACUGGAGAUCAGCAGGCCAAGCUUUGGAGUAUGGUCGACCCCAACGCGGAAAAAGUUCAAGAUCAGAGGGAGACUGUCCAGCUCAGAUUCAGGACUUUUGAGGGUGAGGAGAGAUUAGUGCAAGGGAAGGUUGGCGAAAAUCUACUGGAAGUCGGAAAGGAAAACGAUCUGCCUUCGCUAGAAGGGGUAUGCGGCGGUAAUCUGGAAUGUGCUACCUGCCAUCUGUAUAUCACUGCGAUCCCAGCAGCUCCAGUUCCUGAUCCUUCAGAGACCGAGAUGGAUAUGAUGGGAUAUGCUAUAGGAUACAAGGAGGGAGAGAGCAGACUAGGCUGCCAAGUGAAGGUGACCGCGGGACUGGGCGAGUGGUGUAAGAACGGCGGUGUCAUUGGACUACCAAGAUUCUAG